AUGCAACGCUCUACGACAGAAGACCAAUUCAAUGUUCAAUGGGAUAUUCUCUCCGACUCUCAUCAUGGCCAGGUGCUUGAUCCAUUGAGCGAGUUUGAUCACAAUGAACCUGCUAUACUAUCGUCGCAGAGUUAUCUAUCAGAGUCAUCGCACAUUGACAUUGACAUUUCAGACAAGCACCAGACAUUCAGCAACGAUACCAGUCAAAACGGAGACAGCAUGAGCGAGAACAGCAUCCAUCAUGAGCAAGCGUCAGUCGAGGAACAGCAGCCAUCGCACGCUUUGCCAGAGAGCAGAAUUCAUGUGUCUGAUCCUAGAAAAGAAACAGAGCAACAGAGCGCAUUCAUAUCGUAUCUCGUUCAAUCGAAUAAAAAGCAAGUGCGUAGACGAUUCCAAGACUUUGUAUGGCUACAUAACGUCUUAUACACACAUUUCCCGGCCUGUUUUGUGCCUCCAUUGCCAGAUAAACAUCGUUUGGAAUAUGUAAAGGGAGAUCGUUUCAGCACUGAUUUCAUUGAAAAGAGACGCAUCAGCCUAGAGAGAUUUGUGCAGCGUAUUGCUAGACAUCCAAUCCUUAGUCGUGCCGAAUUCUUUGUCAUGUUUCUUGAAUCCUCCGAGUUUAAUGACGCCUCUGCCAGAGCGCUGAGAGAGGGACAAGAGACAGUGAUGGACACUAUUGGCGAUUCGUUGUUGAAUGCAUUCUCAAAGAUACGCAAGCCAGACCCACGAUUUGUCGAGAUGAAAGAGAGAAAUGAUCGCAUGGAGGAGAAUUUGGAUCUACUACAAAAGACAUUGCUGAGAACAAACAAACGCACAGAGGAUUUAUGCCAUGACUACGAGGAAUUUACUUCCAGUGUGCGUGGAUUAGCAGAAAUUGAAUCAUCUUACAAGGCGCUAUUGAACAAUUUUGCAGAAGGGCUGGAAAAGUAUUCGUACAACAUGAAGACCAUGACGAUUGAAGACAGCAAGUGGCAGAUUGAAGUGAACGAUUACAUGGCUUAUUUCCAUGCUGUCAAGGACGUCCUUAAACUGAGGGAUCAAAAGCAACUAGAUUUUGAGGAAUUAUCAGACUAUCUACAGACGACGAUUGAAGAGAGAGAAAAGAAGAUUCGAACAGGCGAUAAUGGAGGUGUCGCUGGAUUCCUCACUGGCAAGUUGAAUGAAGUACGAGGCGCAGACACGGAUAAAAUUAAGCGAGAAAAGGUGUUGAAAUUGGAUGAGCGAGUACGCGAAUUGCAGGAUGCCAUUGAUCAAACACAUCAAGUGUCUACUGCUUUCUCAGACCAAGUAAAAAAAGAGGACGCAUUUUUCAAUCAAAACAAGACGAUCGAGAUGUUUGAUGUGCUCAAAACCUACACAGACGCCAAAGUCAAUUUUUACCAAGAUAGCGUUAGUAUCUGGAGACAAGUGGUUCAAUCGCUUGAAAACAAUAGCGACCCUAGUGUAUUAUAA
Molecule: messenger RNA, 1452 nt
Organism: Mucor velutinosus
Lineage: Eukaryota; Fungi; Mucoromycota; Mucoromycetes; Mucorales; Mucoraceae
Product: Acylpyruvase fahd1, mitochondrial
Exons: 6
Coding region: 1-1452 (483 amino acids)
Biological process (GO): reticulophagy; protein transport; autophagy of mitochondrion
Cellular component (GO): early endosome; phagophore assembly site
Molecular function (GO): phosphatidylinositol binding
Source: RefSeq, a predicted model, not a curated record